Messenger RNA from Nematostella vectensis (starlet sea anemone), 1657 nucleotides. RefSeq names its product neurogenic locus notch homolog protein 1. NCBI's taxonomy places the organism in Eukaryota, Metazoa, Cnidaria, Anthozoa, Actiniaria, Edwardsiidae. Gene Ontology annotation, molecular function: oligosaccharide binding; extracellular matrix structural constituent. The record is from RefSeq and is a predicted model, not a curated record.
CAGAUAACAACUGCCGGACUAUCCAAUUCAAGCCCGAGGUCGACGGAGCACGUCAUCAGCUCGUGAACGUAACAGUGGACACCGAUACUCAAUGUAUCCCGAAAUGCUUCAACCACCAAGAAUGCGUCUCGUACAACGUCGGCCCCUCGCCUGACAACUCUGACAAGUUCGUUUGCCAGUUGAACAGGUUUGACCGGGUCCAGAAACCAGACGACUUCAAAGCAGAGAUGCAAGGUUUUCGAUAUGCAGACUUGAAAGAGAAUCAUUGUAGCACAAGCCCAUGCCUUAAUAACGGUACAUGUCAAACGGGAUUUGGGGACAAGAAAUACAGAUGCAUCUGCCUCACGGGAGUCACUGGAGAAAAUUGCGAAACUGUUACUGACAAAUGCAAUGGGAACCCAUGUGAUCCAAUCGGAGGAGAAUGUACCCGCCAAAUAGAAGGCUUCACUUGCAAGUGUAAACCUUGCUUUAUCGGGAAUGGCUCUACUUGCCAUGGUCCCGGAACAGCCGCUGACCUACCAGGUAAAACGUGCAAGGACAUACAGAUCAACUUUAACACCAGCACAACUGGCAACUACUUUAUCGAUUCUGAUUGGUCAAAAGCUACACAAGCAUUCCAAGUCUACUGCGACAUGGAGACAGACGGGGGGGGCUGGACACUAGUGUGGAGUUACAAUUUUUUUGCACCGCUUGCAUUCACGAGUAAGGAAAAUAAAGUAAUACUUAGACCAAGCAACAUGGCUAAGUGGGGUUCUAAGUCAACCACCACUCCGACCAGCGAGACUAACUAUGGUGCUAUGAAUGAUAUCCUGUUGGGGGACAUUGGCAAGGAGUUCCUUGUUAAGUCUAACAUCAAUAACUGGAUUUCCUGUAUUCCACAAGGCGGUACACUCGGUCCAAGCUGGGAUCACGGCCCUAUAAGUUGUAGAAUAGUGAAGGUGAUUCCAGGAGCGAAAUGUUCGAAUGUGGUACCAGACAACACAAAUGGAGACGACUGUGGCUUCAUGUUAAAACGCGGUAGCAACAAAUGCAUCUACUGGGAAGGCUGUUCUCUGCAUUACUGGCCUAUUCACGACCCGUGUUGCAACGAACAGUUUAACCAAGACCUGUUGGAUGCUGUUAGCGAACCCCGUGGUGGUAUAUUUCUCCGCUAAUCGAUAUACAUCCGUAACACCCGUUGCAACGGAGAGUUUAACCAACACCUGUGGGGUGCCGUUAGCGAGCCUCGUGGUAGUAAAUUUCUUCGCUUAUCGAUUUUUAUUCGUCACACCCGCUGCAACGAACAGUUAAACCAAAUACCUGUUGGAUGCCGUUAGCGAGCUUCGUGGUACACUUCUUCGCUAAUCGAUAUUCAUUCGUCACAGUGACAAAUAGUCCAAACAGAUCAAAAGUCCAGCGUCUAGCCCUGCUGAGGAUUUUGGUACUCCUUUUGGUACUUUGGUGUUCCUGUAAAUAGUAGUCAGCUUCGAUUUUUGCCAAACUAGAAAAACACUAGACUCUUUGGGGGCUAGUGUUCAGGAUAGAGAUUUUGCUCGUAACAUUACAGUUAGAUAUCCAAGGUGGUUUCUAUAUUAUCCAAAUAUUAUGUAAAGGUAAAAUGAUUCUAAUAUUGAUGCGCUGCAUGAACUUUUCCAAUUAAUAAAAUUAAACUACAUCA